This is a messenger RNA of Theobroma cacao (cacao), 582 nucleotides long. The record is from RefSeq and is a predicted model, not a curated record. Lineage: Eukaryota; Viridiplantae; Streptophyta; Magnoliopsida; Malvales; Malvaceae.
UCUCAUUGUUCUACCAAAAUAUGAACAAACAGUCUGCUAACUCCAUGAUGAUGAGUAGUUCCCUGGUGAAGUUUGCAACAGGAAUACUGGUGUUACUUCUUUUCUUGGGUGAUCACCAAGCUAUUUCUGCUUCACUGCCUUCUGGUGAAGAUGAGAGUCUACUGCAUGUCCCCAGGUGCGGAUCGAGGAAGACAUUUCCAGGCGAAGAUGGAAGCUUAGACUGUCAAAGUCUGGUGUUUUCUAGCAGAAGGAAGUUGUCUUUUCGAAGUUUGAGAUCAACAAGCACGUUGUCUCCACCGCCAUCGCCUACCAUAGGUAAAGCAAAAGCAAUGGCCGUACCUGCACCACCUCCACCGGCACUGUGAUGUUGAUCAUCUGUAUCCUUGGUCGUAAACAGGAGAAGGAAAAGAUAAAACACCCCAUUUCUGUACCUCUGUUGUAUAUAUAAAUGUCAUUUCCUAGUAAAAAAGUUCAUGCUUAGAUGUCCAUGAGCUCGCCUCUCCAAAGUCAAGUGGAGCUCAGUCCGAUCCUAUUUAUGUAUUUUGAUGUUAAUUAGAAUUUAAUGUUAAUUAGUAUUUUAAU